Molecule: messenger RNA, 1249 nt
Organism: Branchiostoma belcheri (Belcher's lancelet)
Lineage: Eukaryota; Metazoa; Chordata; Leptocardii; Amphioxiformes; Branchiostomatidae
Product: placenta-specific gene 8 protein-like
Exons: 5
Coding region: 353-682 (109 amino acids)
Source: RefSeq, a predicted model, not a curated record
UGGGUUCACACAGCUACGAAAAUACGAACUUCUUCUUUCCUAACAAUUUCCUUCCUUCCCGUUUCGUGUUCUGCAACCGCUUUCAGAUUUUUCUGUAUCGUGGCUUUCUCUGUUGCAGAUGUAAACUGAUAGAAAAUAACAUUUAGACUCAGUCUGGUAGAAAGUUAAGCUUGAAGAAGUAACACUGAACCUUAUAUUGAACACGUCUGCUGUUCUAGCCUCUCCUUUGUUUACAUGGGCCGUACAUUGACCUCUUCAAGUCACAAGGCCUCCAUACGCCCCCAAAGUUCACUCUUGAAUGUGACUUGCUUCUGGUGAACGGAAGAAACUGACAUACAUAAGGAGGAACAAGAUGGCGGACUUUAGACAUGGCCUUUUGGGGUGUUUUGACAACUGUGGCAUCUGUAUCAUCGGGUAUUUCCUUCCGUGUGUCUUAGUCGGACAGAAUGCUGAAAAGGUGGGUCUGGGCAGCUGCUGUAUGUGCGGGUUCCUGUCCCUGUUCCUGAUCCCCGGUGUCUUCAUAGUAUCCAGGACAAGGGAGGAAACUCGACAUAUCCACGCCAUAGAGGGGACGUUCCUGAACGACUGUUUGCUGACUUUCUUCUGUCCCUUCUGUGUGAUGGUGCAGACUGCACAGGAGCUAGAUGAAGGUGCUGGGGCACAGAUUAUCAUUCGGCAGUGAAAUUCUGUUAGAAAUCCCGUCAUAGAUUGGUAUAACCGACGAGAUAUAGCAGAAUACAAGAUAAUAGGAACUGGAAGCACUACGUUACCAUCAUUUUUACCAGAUGAAACAAUACCCAUUUAGGAUAUGUCAAUGACAAUUUAUUUACGAGCUUAUGUUUCAAAAUACAAGAUGUUUAUAAACAUUUAACAGUUUUUCACUUUCCUGUUUCUUUUUAUUCUUUUUGUCUCGUUUAUCUUUGACACAGACAUCAUAGCGAAGCUCUGCAGCUAGAACCGCUGUGUGUAUAGACCGUACAGAAUUCUGUAGGCAUCAAAGGAAGAUCUAUAUGCAUUGUCUUUCCAUAGUCUUCCGUCUUCAUAUCAGAGAUUACGGUCAAAUCCUGCUGCAGAAUAUUACCAACAUAUACUUCUAACCAUUUUCUAAAGUAGCCAAACCAGUGGCUAAGUAGACAACAUCUUUCAACAGGAUAUCAUUGUUGUCAAAAAUGGUUCUUGUAGACUAAGACUAGAUAAAUGGUACUGACUACCCGCGAGUAGUAGCGCUGGCCCUCCCAAAACGGAAAGG